This is a messenger RNA of Parus major (Great Tit), 4284 nucleotides long. It is a transcript of the gene SLC4A4, whose product is annotated as solute carrier family 4 member 4. The transcript has 27 exons. NCBI's taxonomy places the organism in Eukaryota, Metazoa, Chordata, Aves, Passeriformes, Paridae. Gene Ontology annotation, cellular component: basolateral plasma membrane; plasma membrane. Gene Ontology annotation, biological process: monoatomic anion transport; transmembrane transport; bicarbonate transport. The coding region runs from base 503 to 3751 and encodes 1082 amino acids. The record is from RefSeq and is a predicted model, not a curated record. Gene Ontology annotation, molecular function: sodium:bicarbonate symporter activity; solute:inorganic anion antiporter activity; monoatomic anion transmembrane transporter activity.
GGGUUUGGAAGUACAAUGCCGAAAGGUCUGCUCAGCGGUGAGGGGCUUCUGUUGUUUCUAAAGGAGGGGAGGAUAAAAACUGACCUGUUUUCUGUAGCUGACAACUGUACUGAGAGUUGGGAAGUGUCACCUGAAGACACACCUAAAGAGCUAUUGCGGUGUAUGGCGUUUCACUCCCGUAUCUGAUGGAAAGGAAGAGGGACAGAGUGGAGGUUAGGAAUGUUCCAUGCUGCUAACCUGUUACCUUGAGCGAUUGCCAAAGCUUCAGCACUCAGAGAGCAGGUGGGUGCUGAGUUCCUGCCUUGCCAGUGACACAGCAAAACCUCUGUGCUGGCUCCUGCCUGCUGGACUUGUGAGGAAGCAGCAGUGGGAGAACAAAGGCAAGGGCACCCCUGCAGCUCCUGGUAUGGCUGGCAGUAUCUGAGACUCUCGCAAUCCUCCAUCGUGCAUCGCGGUGAAGCUGAAAAGGGACUUGCUCCAGAAGCACAAGGAAGGAGCAGAAAUGCAUCACAGGAUGGAGGACGAGGCAGUACUGGAUAGAGGGGCUUCCUUCCUUAAACAUGUAUGUGAUGAAGAAGAAGUGGAAGGUCACCACACGAUUUACAUCGGGGUCCAUGUGCCGAAGAGCUACAGGCGGAGGAGGCGGCACAGAAGAAGACCUGGGCACAAAGAAAAGAAAGAAAAGGAGAAAAUCUCGGAGAACUACUCGGACAAAUCAGACGUAGAAAACGCUGAUGAGACAAGCAGCAGCAUCCUUAAACCGCUCAUCUCCCCCGCCGCCGAGCGCAUCCGCUUCAUCCUCGGAGAGGAAGAUGACAGCCCCGCGCCCCCGCAGCUCUUCACCGAGCUGGACGAGCUUCUGGCUGUCGAUGGACAGGAGAUGGAGUGGAAGGAGACUGCAAGGUGGAUCAAGUUUGAGGAGAAGGUGGAACAAGGCGGGGAGCGAUGGAGCAAACCACACGUGGCCACCUUGUCUCUGCACAGCCUGUUCGAGCUGAGGACGUGCAUCGAGAAGGGCUCCAUCAUGCUGGAUAUGGAGGCCUCUUCCCUCCCACAGGUGGUGGAGAUGAUCGUUGACAAUCAGAUCGAGACGGGGCUGUUGAAACCCGAGCUGAAGGACAAGGUCACCUACACCCUGCUCAGGAAGCACCGGCACCAGACCAAGAAAUCCAACCUGCGCUCGCUGGCUGACAUUGGAAAGACCGUCUCCAGUGCAAGUAGGAUGUUUUCCAACCCCGAUAAUGGCAGCCCGGCCAUGGCUCACCGAAACCUGACUUCCACCAGCCUCAACGACAUCUCGGACAAGCCUGAGAAGGACCAGCUGAAGAAUAAAUUCAUGAAGAAAUUGCCUCGUGAUGCUGAGGCCUCCAACGUGCUGGUGGGGGAGGUGGAUUUCCUGGAGAGCCCCUUCAUUGCCUUCGUGCGGCUGCAGCAGGCGGUCAUGCUGGGAGCUCUCACCGAGGUCCCUGUUCCCACACGAUUUCUCUUCAUUCUGCUGGGACCAAAGGGCAAAGCCAAGUCCUAUCACGAGAUCGGCCGAGCCAUCGCUACACUGAUGUCGGAUGAGGUAUUCCAUGACAUUGCCUAUAAAGCCAAGGACCGUCAGGACCUGAUCGCAGGCAUCGAUGAAUUUCUGGAUGAAGUCAUCGUGCUCCCCCCUGGGGAAUGGGAUCCAGCCAUUAGGAUAGAGCCCCCCAAGUCUCUCCCUUCUUCAGAUAAGAGGAAGAACAUGUACUCAGGUGGGGAGAACCUGCAGAUGAACGGGGACACGCCCCACGACGGGGGCCACGGCGGCGGCGGCCACGGCGACUGCGAGGAGCUGCAGCGGACAGGCAGAUUCUGUGGGGGCUUGAUCAAAGACAUCAAGAGGAAAGCACCGUUCUUCGCCAGCGACUUCUACGACGCUUUAAAUAUCCAGGCCCUCUCAGCCAUCCUCUUCAUCUACCUGGCCACUGUCACCAAUGCCAUCACUUUUGGGGGAUUGCUUGGGGAUGCUACUGAGAACAUGCAGGGCGUGUUGGAGAGCUUCCUGGGCACGGCUGUCACCGGCGCCAUAUUUUGCCUUUUGGCUGGUCAGCCCCUCACCAUUCUGAGCAGCACAGGACCCGUCCUGGUCUUUGAGCGGCUCCUCUUCAAUUUCAGCAAGGACAAUGAUUUUGACUACCUGGAGUUCCGCCUCUGGAUCGGCCUCUGGUCAGCCUUCCAGUGUCUCAUUCUUGUGGCCACCGACGCCAGCUUCCUGGUCAAGUACUUCACACGCUUCACUGAAGAAGGAUUUUCCUCCCUGAUCAGCUUCAUCUUCAUUUAUGAUGCUUUCAAGAAGAUGAUCAAGCUGGCAGAUCAUUAUCCCAUCAACUCCCAGUUCAAGGUGGACUAUAUCACACAUUACUCAUGUGCUUGUAAACCACUAGAUCCAGUUAAUGGCUCAUUACUUAACAGGACAACGGUGCUGUCAGACUAUGAGCUGGUCUCUCCCUCCUCUGAGCUGGACAACACCACCAUUGACUGGGCAGCUCUGACAGCCAAGGAGUGCUUGAAGUAUGGGGGUCAACUUGUGAGUAACAACUGUGACUACGUCCCUGACAUCACCCUCAUGUCCUUCAUCCUUUUCUUUGGCACUUACACCUGCUCCAUGGCCCUGAAGAAAUUCAAGACCAGUCGCUAUUUUCCCACCACUGCCCGGAAGCUCAUCAGUGACUUUGCCAUUAUCCUGUCCAUUUUGAUUUUCUGUGGAAUAGAUGCCCUGGUUGGUGUGGACACACCAAAACUAAUUGUGCCAAGUGAAUUCAAGCCAACCAGUCCUGAGAGGGGCUGGUUUAUCCCACCCUUUGGAGGGAACCCGUGGUGGGUGUACCUGGCAGCAGCCAUCCCCGCCCUGCUGGUGACCAUCCUCAUCUUCAUGGACCAGCAGAUCACCGCCGUCAUCGUCAACAGGAAGGAGCACAAGCUCAAGAAAGGUGCUGGAUAUCAUCUGGACUUGUUCUGGGUGGCCAUUCUGAUGAUUGUCUGCUCCUUUAUGGGGCUGCCCUGGUACGUGGCUGCUACCGUCAUCUCCAUCGCUCACAUCGACAGCUUGAAGAUGGAGACAGAGACUUCAGCCCCUGGAGAACAGCCCAAGUUUUUGGGAGUGAGGGAGCAGAGAGUCACUGGAGUCAUUGUCUUCAUCCUGACCGGGGUGUCUGUCUUCAUGGCUCCCAUCCUGAAGUUCAUUCCCAUGCCCGUGCUCUACGGCGUCUUCCUCUACAUGGGAGUUGCGUCCCUCAACGGCGUGCAGUUCAUGGAUCGUCUGAAGCUGCUCUUGAUGCCUCUAAAACACCAGCCUGACUUUAUCUACCUGCGCCACGUCCCUCUGCGCAGGGUCCACCUCUUCACCUUCCUGCAGGUGGUGUGCCUGGCCCUCCUCUGGAUCCUCAAAUCCACCGUGGCUGCCAUCAUAUUCCCUGUCAUGAUCUUGGCCCUGGUGGCAGUCAGAAAAGCCAUGGACUACCUCUUUUCCCAGCAUGACUUAAGCUUUCUUGACGACGUCAUUCCAGAAAAGGACAAGAAGAAGAAAGAGGAUGAGAAGAAGAAGAAGAAGAAGAAGGGCAGUAUGGACAGUGACAAUGAUGAUUCUGACUGCCCCUACUCAGAAAAAGUCCCAAGUAUUAAAAUCCCAAUGGACAUCAUGGAGCAGGAACCUUUCCUAAGUGAUAGCAAACCUGCCGACAGAGAAAAAUCACCAACAUUCCUUGAACGCCACACAUCGUGCUGAUACAAUUCCCUUCCUUCAAUCACACGCCAUGCCAAGCCCUCCACGAACUCCAGUAAAAGUUGUGCCUCAAAUUAGAAUAGACCUUGAGCCUGAAGACAAUGGUUAUUUCUGGAGGAGCAAGGGAACAGAAACUACUUUGUAAUCCGUCUGUCUGUCCGACCUUUUACAAAUUCAUUUUGUCACUAGCCAAACGUUAAGAGCUCCCUGCUCCCAGCAGCGAAGGUAAUGCAGGUAAUGCAGGUAAUGCAGGUAAUGCAGGUAAUGCAGGUAUUCACAGCUCUGUCAGAGCUGACCUCCAGGCUAAUUCCAUGUCUGCUCCCACUGCUUGGGACGCUGGAACGUGCUGCUGAGCCUGACGUGCUCUCACCUGUAGAUGAAAGAGAAGGUACUUCACUCCCAGCGCAGACAGACCGUUGCCAUCGCUGUAGCAUGUUUGGAAACGUCCCUUUCCUAUGCAAUUUUUUUUUAAAGAAACACUUUAAUGGACUUAAUCCAUCAGGUACAUGGAAGAGUGUUAUUUUCCUAGAUUAUUU